Coregonus clupeaformis (lake whitefish) is the source of this 3400-nucleotide messenger RNA. Its product is annotated as mitogen-activated protein kinase 9. Bases 257 to 1522 code for a protein of 421 amino acids. Gene Ontology annotation, molecular function: JUN kinase activity; ATP binding. Gene Ontology annotation, cellular component: cytoplasm; nucleus. The transcript is spliced from 12 exons. Lineage: Eukaryota; Metazoa; Chordata; Actinopteri; Salmoniformes; Salmonidae. The record is from RefSeq and is a predicted model, not a curated record. Gene Ontology annotation, biological process: JNK cascade; protein phosphorylation.
AGCACCACUCCGUCUGCCUCCGCCCACAAGUCAUGCUACGGACAGGGCUGCAACAUUUUCAGCCAAACUACAAGGAAACAUAAACGCAAAGUCGCCAAUUUCACUGAACAUACCAAGUUGAACGAUUCUUCUUCUAGACACAUCUGGUGGCGCGACAUUUCCGCUGGUUAGCGGGUGUACGCAUGGGAGUGAUCCGGCAAAAGCAAAGGCAGAAGGUUGUAUCCUAUUCGUUAGUGGCAGCCUGGUGGGAGGAGCCAUGAGUGAGGGGGAGGGGCUCUUCCACAGCGUGCAGGUGGGUGACUCCACCUUCACUGUGCUGACCCGCUAUCAGCAGCUCCGCGCCAUCGGGUCUGGUGCCCAGGGCAUUGUCUGCUCGGCCCUGGACAGUGUCCUUGGGGUCCCUGUGGCGGUGAAGAAACUGAGCCGGCCCUUCCAGAAUCAGACCCAUGCCAAGCGGGCCUACAGGGAGCUGGUGCUGCUCAAGUGCGUCAAUCACAAAAAUAUUAUUAGGCUGCUGAAUGUCUUCACACCACAGAAUUCACUGGAGGAGUUCCAGGACCUCUACCUGGUGAUGGAACUGAUGGAUGCCAGUCUGUGCCAGGUCAUCCACAUGGACCUGGACCAUGAGAGGAUGUCCUACCUGCUCUACCAGAUCCUCUGUGGCAUCAGACACCUGCACUCUGCUGGCAUCAUCCACAGGGACCUGAAGCCCAGUAACAUAGUGGUGAAGUCUGACUGUACUCUGAAGAUCCUGGACUUUGGGCUGGCCAGAACAGCCUGCACUAACUUCAUGAUGACCCCUUACGUUGUGACCCGAUACUACAGAGCACCAGAAGUCAUCCUGGGCAUGAAGUACAAAGAGAAUGUGGACAUCUGGUCAGUGGGAUGCAUCAUGGGAGAGAUGGUGAAGGGUAGCGUUAUAUUCCAGGGCACGGAUCACAUUGACCAGUGGAACAAGGUGAUUGAGGUUCUGGGCACGCCCCCCAUGGAGUUUAUGAACCGUUUGAUGGAGACUGUGAGGAACUAUGUGAUGAACAAGCCCCAGUACCCAGGGGUCAGCUUCUCUCAACUCUUCCCUGACUGGGCCUUCCCGGCAGAGACAGAGCAGGAUCAACUCAAGACCAGUCAAGCGCGGGACCUGCUGUCCAAGAUGCUGGUGAUUGACCCAGAGAGCCGUAUUUCAGUGGAGGACGCCCUGGACCACCCCUACAUCCACAUGUGGUAUGACCCAGGAGAGGCUGAUGCGCCACCACCACAGAUAUCUGAUAAACAGCUGGAGGAGCGAGAACACAGCAUCGAACAGUGGAAAGAGCUGAUCUAUGACGAGUUGAUGGACUGGGAGGAGAGGAACCAGAAUGGAGUGACAAAGGAGGACUGCGCAGAUGAAGUGGUGAACCACAGUGCUACAGCUUCCCAGUCGUCCUCUACGAGUGACUUCUCCUCCAUGUCCACUGAGCAGACCUUGGCCUCUGACACAGACAGCAGCUGUGUUGACACCCUCACGGGGGCGCUAGAGGAGUGACUGUGAGCCUCUUUCCAACCUGACAUCUCUGUUUCUUUUUCAAUCAUCACUAACUCUCCAUCUUCUUAGGUAGCACUUUUCGUAUGAAUUAAUACUGUCUAUUUUUACUUUGUGUCCCCCUGGAUAGUAAAUCAUACAACCACUUUUUUUUGUAAACUGAAAAUGAUUCACUUUUAAAUUGAUCUCUCUUUCUCUGUCACUCUUUCCCUAUCUCUCUUGUAAAUAGCAAAUUCAUAAUGUACCAUGGAUCACAUAGCUAAGUCAUGCACCACUUGUUGUCCAAGCCAAGAGCACAUACUGUUCAAUGUGUAGCUUGACCACCUACAGUGUCAGUAUAAAGUACUGUAUAUGUAUUAAACUAGGGCUAGGUUAUAAUGUCUUAUGACUAUUUUGUCAUCAGAAAUAUCUAAUGAUGAACAAAAGACAUUGCUGCAUGUUACUAGAAAUGAAUACUUGAUUACACAUAGAAACAACUGUGAUGCAAGAUCUUCAUGUAUUUCCAUCCAGAGGACAUUAACCUCCUCUGUGUGAAGAAACAGUACUUGGCUCUCUGGUUAGGGUCGUUCCAAAGGAGGGUAAAGAGUGAUACAUUUUAUGCAUGUUAUGUGUGUUCAUGUACAUAAGUAUCUAUCUAUACUGAUAUUGUGUGUUUAAAUGUAUUGAUUGUUGUGACGCUGAGACUGGGUUUUACAGCUGCUCCAAAUAUGCUGAGGCAUAAAAACUGUACAAAAUACAUCCAUUUAUUUUGGAACAAACUAUUGUUGAAAUGCAAUGGGAAACAUUUCAGAAAUGUGUUGGUGUUGAAAGAUGUAUUAUGAAUUAUGAUGAAACUUAAGGGGAAAAGACAAACGGUGGAUACAUUGCACUUUCUAGACAAUUUCACCUUAAAGUCAUUCCAAUAAUAAUAUUGAUAAAAGAGGGAUACAAUCAUGCAUUCAGUUCUUUUUCAGAUUGUUUCUAAAAAUCGUAUGACUAUCCAAACUACCCCUAAACACAAGCAACAUGCAACUGUGUAAUCUUCCCAUCAGUCUUGAGUCUCUGUACUCAAGAAACAUUUAAGAUACCCGCUCAUUCUCAAUCCUUCAAUGGGGCAAUGUUGAAUCUAUCCUCUAAUGCUUUACUGUGUGUUGAUUGACGUUAUACCGAUACGUCUGUUUGGAACCUCUGUCGAACCUCAGUGUGGUGACAGGAGAAAUGUUCAAGGGGAAACCAAAGACAGGUCUCACCACUGAUAGGUAGCUUUCUUUCAUUUUGUUUUUUUUCCACCCCAUUACUGGUGUCCAGAGCACUCUCAGUGCUGGACCAUUAACUGAACAUGUGUGUGUAACUCAGAGCAACGCUCCUCGGCUGAUACAGUACGUCAUGUAUUUUUUGAGAGUACAGUGGACAUGGUCCUUGGGACUUGAAAAUCAACACUGGCAACACCCACAUUGACUUGGGAAUCUUGAUAAUUCUGGACCUUGAUGUCCUGAGAAAGAGCCUUGUACCUGACUGACAGAUCUGCUGGGGACAAACUGGACUGGAGCGGUGUUCACAGUGGAACUCUGCUGGGGGCAGAUUUACGGGAAACCAUCCGACCUUACUCAAUAUGUACUCAUCUUGCCUUAAGCAAUCCACCCUGCGUGUCAUGAACUUCAUCUUCACAACUAAGGUGCAGCGAUCAGUGUUUUACUUUGAGUGACUGCUGUUGAUUUGUUGGUUUUAUGCCCGUCUACCUGUCCUGUUCUUUUGUGUGCCGUUUCAGAACAAACUCAGAUUCAACCAUAUUGGCCUUUAAGUUUAUUCUGCUUUUUCAUCCAAUAGUAAAGUAAAGAAGGAGGAUAACUGUCUGAAGGUGCUUCUCCUCUCUGAAUAGUAAAGCACACUGUCUACUCUGUC